CAGCUCCGAGCCCAGCGGCCGCAGUGUCCCCAGUCUCGUCGGUCCAGCUUCGGGCGAGGGCUCCGCACGGCCUUCAGCCACGCCGGGUCCAUGGCUAUGGAGGCAGCUUCCUCGGCGUUGGCCGUCAGGGCCAUGGGCCCGGCCGUCACCGGCUCGUACGGGGUCUUCUGCAAGGGGCUCUCUCGCACCCUGCUCGCCUUCUUCCACCUGGCCUGGCAGCUGCGCAUGAACUUCCCGUACUUCUACAUCGCGGGCUCCAUCAUCCUGAACAUCCGCCUGCAGGUACACAUCUAGAGCGACCAGGGCGGGGCGGGGCGGCCCGGUGGCGACUCCUUGGCGACCCGAAGGGGCAGCGGCCGACUGCGCAGCGCGCGAUCUCGCGAGAUGUUGUGGAGCCGCCUCGGCCACGCCCCGGAUGACACCCCCCCCCAUGACCCCCAACGGCCCCUGCGUGAGCCCCAGAACGCGGAGCCCUUAGAGUAAGACCCCCCGGAAAUAUUUCAGACGUUAUCCACCCAUCAAUAAAAGUAGGACGGACUCAAUGUGACCGAGGGCGCAGGAUACAUGAAAGGCUACUAGAUUUGUCAGAAAAAAAUAACGAACGGCAAGCGAUGGCCAGAAUUAAAAUGAGAGGUCGGUGAACUUCGGGAAUAUUGGAUUGGAUUGUAAGCAAUACAUUUGAAUGGCUAAGAAGCCGAGAAAAAUAGAAAUGUCAUACGGACGGGAUAUAAUUUCUCCCACAAAAGAAAGCAAUGACAAUUAGAGACUCUGAACAAAACAAUGAAAACUACCAACAAGGCAUUCCUCGAAACAAAAACCGUAAAAACGCUGCAGGAUUUCGAACAGAUGCGAAUGUAAACAAACGGAUUCGAGUUCAGUCUCCCUUUGAGUAGUAGUAAUUGGAUCAAGACCUUGACGCCAAAGAAGAAAACCCAAAGACAACGCUUAGCAUUCAUUUAAUAUUUAAAUACCGGAAAUUACGAUUUUCCUUUUUUUUUUUUUUUUUAGCGGAACACAAUUGUAAUUACAAACUAGAAUGCAAAUGUCAUUGUAUGGUUGGCAAUUGGGCGUGCUGGGGAGGGGGAGACGGGUAAUUGUGUCCUUAGAAAGUGAGAAUUGAAGUGAUACUGUGUGUUGAGAAGAAAGAUGUAUUUGACUGUUUAAAGGAGUCCAAGUAAGAAAUCCGUGUCACUGUCUUGGGGAAGGAGGGCCUGAAGUCCACAGGAAUUGCCUAACGAAGAAAGAUGAAGGGAGACGACACGAGAGUAGCUGAUAUAUUUGAAUUGAAACAGAGUUUAGUUUUUCAAAGAGUGUAGGUGGAUUAGUAAUCUCUACAUUUAAAAACCGAGGCAAUUAUGAGCCCUUCUCAAAAUGCAAAGUAAUUUAACAAUACACUACAUGCCUCAACUGUGAAUAGUCGUAGUCAUAGUGUUCGAUGCCAUGAAGUCAGUUCGAACUCGGCCAUCCUGUGUACAGAAAAAGAAACACUGCCAGGUCUUGCUCCCGCCCCAAACCCUUGCUGUUGAGCCCACUGUUGCAGUCACUGUGCCAGUCCUCAUUUUGAAUGAAGUCAACAAGUGCCCCUGGGGGUGGAGUGGUUAAAUGCUAGGCUGUGGCUGCUGACUGGUCUUUGGUUUGAACCCACCGUCCCCUCGGAGUAGGACAAAGAAGUGGCAGUCAGCUUCUGUAAAGAUAAUGCCAGGGAGGCACUCCGGGGCCGUUGGACUCUGUCCUGCAGAGUCACUAUGCCUGGGAAUAUACUCAACCAGACCAGGUGGAUUUCUUUAACCACCGAGGGAAAGUGUCUUGGGGAAUGAAUUCAGACCUAAUACAGAAAAGUCAAGAAACGAAUGUAAACAAGUUUGACGUGAAAAGAGGUCACUGAUAAGCAGUUAAGAGUUCAGAUUGGUUGUAUGGAGGAAAGAAAGCAGAAAUUGGGUAGGGAGAGGCAGGUGACUGCUGUUGGAUUUUUUGAACUAUAUAUAUUUCUUUGAUUAAAACUUCAAUACAUCUCCUUUUCAGAUUCCCUCUAGAUAAUUUAAGUGUACAACACUAGUUAUGAGCCACAAGAGUAGAAUGGGAUUGAGUUUUUCAUUCAAGCAGACCUCUGUAGUUUUGUAGUCUUAUGUGCUUAUUAAUCUGUCUAUUAACCUAUCUAAACAGGUUCCUCACCUGUUAAAUGUCUGUGUGAAAAUUAGAAAUAACCCUGCCUUAGUCCACGGUAAACUAAAUUGUGUGUGUAUGUGUGUUACUACAGAAUGCCAUGUUAAACUGUGAAUAAAAUGUACACAUGUGAAAA
Messenger RNA from Echinops telfairi (small Madagascar hedgehog), 2299 nucleotides. RefSeq names its product small integral membrane protein 10 like 1 (gene SMIM10L1). Lineage: Eukaryota; Metazoa; Chordata; Mammalia; Afrosoricida; Tenrecidae. The record is from RefSeq and is a predicted model, not a curated record. The transcript has a single exon. Bases 91 to 294 code for a protein of 67 amino acids.